Messenger RNA from Microsporum canis CBS 113480, 1278 nucleotides. Its product is annotated as acetate kinase. The record is from RefSeq and is a predicted model, not a curated record. The transcript is spliced from 6 exons. NCBI's taxonomy places the organism in Eukaryota, Fungi, Ascomycota, Eurotiomycetes, Onygenales, Arthrodermataceae. Bases 1 to 1278 code for a protein of 425 amino acids. Gene Ontology annotation, molecular function: acetate kinase activity. Gene Ontology annotation, biological process: acetate metabolic process; phosphorylation.
AUGGGUCGAGUUGUUCUCUCCGUCAACGCCGGCAGUUCGUCCGUCAAGGUGAAUGUUUACCAUCUCAAGAAUCCGCCGGUAGAGGUUGCAGCUGCGAGUGUUAGUGGCCUGACGGCGCCGCCGAGCAUCUUCAAAUACAAUCAUGGCUCAAACCAGCAGAAGCACGAGAUAGAAGAGGAGAUCAAGAGCCCCCAGGAAGCUUUCAAAUAUAUACUGAAGAGGCUUCUGCACGACGAAGAGCUACAGGCCGUCAGCAGCAAUGUCGACUACGCCUAUGUUUGCCACCGAGUCGUGCAUGGAGGAGACCUGGAAAGGGAGGUUAUCAUUCAUGAGAAGACGUUCAGCUAUCUCGAGACACUGCAAGAUCUAGCUCCGUUGCAUAAUACCUCUGCAUUGGAAAUUAUCAAGACAUGCCUCAAGGAGGUUCCAUCUGCAAAGUCGGUGGCCUAUUUCGAUACCACUUUCCAUCACAGCCUACCAGAAUAUAUAAAGACAUACCCAAUCAACCCCGACGUAGCCAAGACGAAGAUGUUGAGGAAAUAUGGCUUUCAUGGGAUUAGCUUCUCGUUCAUCCUGCGAUCUGUAUCGGAGUUCAUGAAGAUGUCAGCCUCGAGAAUAAAUAUGAUUGCACUGCAUCUGGGAAGUGGUGCAUCUAUUUGUGCUAUCCAAGGUGGUAAAUCUAUAGAAACCACGAUGGGUCUCACUCCGCUAUCUGGGCUUCCCGGUGCAACCAGAAGCGGAGACAUCGAUGCAAGUCUUGUAUUCCAUUACACAUCUGAGGCCGGCAAGCUGAGUUCCUCGAGCACCAAAGAAAUGCACAUUAGCAAGGCUGAAGAAAUUCUUAACAAGCAGUCAGGCUGGAAGGCAUUGACUGGAACCACCGACUUUUCACAGAUUGGAACCGACAAUCCACCAAGUAAGAUGCAUAAGCUGGCCUUUGACAUCUUUGUUGACCGUAUUAUUGGGUUUAUCGGCAACUAUUUUAUCAAGCUGAAUGGAAAUUUAGAUGCCCUAGUGUUUGCAGGGGGUAUCGGUGAGCAAAGUGCCUUGCUGAGGAGUAAGGUGGCAGAGAAAUGCCGAUGCCUCGGAGUUACUAUAGAUGAUAAAGCAAAUGCCAUUGGUGUUUCUAAGGAGGAUCAGACAGUGGUAGACAUUUCUCAAAAUUCGGGUCAGCGGCCCGUUGCCCUUAUUUGCCGGACGGACGAAGCUUUCGAAAUGGCAUAUCAGUGCAUGAAUAACCCGCCAAAGGAGCAACCAACGAAUCUACAGUCAGACUGA